AUGAGCCCUCCCAGUCUCUCUCCUUCAAUCACAGGCGAUGUUAUAACCCAGAACAGAGAGGGAGUCGCUGACAGGUUUAGCGAGAGUGAUACUGAACUUCAGCCGCUCUCUGUGGUGUUCAAGCACAGCUCAAUGUCAGCAGUGGCAGCAGUUAGAAGUGGAUCCUGGAUUGUGCUGUUCAUAGGAACCAGUGAUAGCCAACUCAUCAAGCUUGUGCUGGAUGAGAAAUUCACUCCAGGAUGUCCAAUAGUGCUAUUUAAAUCUGAUGAUGAACGAGCAGUGCUUCCCAGAAUGCACUUUGAUCCAGUAGAUUUCAAACAUAUCUACAUCGCUCUGAGGAAACAGUUAAGAAGAGAGUCCGUUGUUCAGUGUGCUAAAUACAGCACUCUGAUAGACUGCAGAGCUGCUCUGGAUCCUCUCUGCGGCUGGUGUGUGAACACACACAGAUGUUCUACUCAAGAUGAGUGCUCGAAUACUUCAUGGGUGUCCAUCCCAAAAAACUCUCUCCAGACGCGACUGUUUUCUUUUCAGAUGGCAGAGAAUUCUUCUAGAAAGAUUACUCUACAUCUUUCCUUGAGUCUGGAGAGCACAGGAAAUCCUGCCUUCUCAUGUACUUUCACUAAAGGAAGUGUAAACCUGUGUGACGGGUCUGAUCCGCCUGCAGUUUUCCCAAAUUGCUCCUGUAGUUUUUCUGACCAGCUACAAUAUACUGGAGGUUUAAGAGUCUCUGCUACUGUUACUAUUGAAGAUCAGAAGAUCACAGAGAUGCUGACACUGACAAACUGCUCCACUAUCACAGAAAAUUCACCAACUGUUUCUUAUACACGGUGUGUGCAGUGUGUCUCAGCUGGGUGUCACUGGCCCUCUUCCUCCAAACGUUGUGAAUGGACAGAUGGAAGUGGGCUGCAGUUACACAUACAGGAUGCAUGUAAAUAUCUACUGUCUGAGAUGGUCUUCAAUAAGCCGGAGAUUCUGUCUCUGGAGCCGAACAAGGUUUCUUUCCAUGGCAGAAACAAUGUUUUACUAAGAGGAAGGAACCUGGAAUCUGUCACUAAAAUCCGUAUUCAAGGGGAUCUGGACUGCAUUCCUAAAGAAUCUCCAGUGUUUGAUCGCUCCAGUGACACUCUAAGGUUCCACAUUCCUCCCAGUGAAACUAAAGGAACAGUGAAAGUGUGUGUUGUUACUCCUGACGACCGUUGUCAUGGUAACAGCAUCAUCACUUACAGUUCUCAGCCCAGCUGCACUGGAAUACAGCCCACAGUCAGCUGGAGCAGCGGUGGAAGGAAGAUUCAGAUUCAGGGCAGCGAUAUGGAAUUAGUGGAAUCAGUUACUGUACUUCCCUCUAAUAAAGUGCUGAAAACACAAUACAGCACAAGCUCGGGGGAUGUGUGGUUUGAGUCCCCCCACUCUGAUGGCAGUGGUCAGUUUUUUAGCUUGUUGUUGAAUGUUGGGAACUCCACUGUGGACUGUGUGUAUUAUUUCUCCUACCAGCCUGAUCCAAAGUUCAUUCGAUUUACUACCUUUCCAGUGGCCAACGAUCUACAGGUGAACAUUCAGAAAAAGGCAGAUAUGUUGAAUUUGAGUAUGAGUGAGGUGACUGUGACGGGUCUACAGGGAGACCGGCAGUAUCAGUGUGUUUUGGAGAAGAUUGAGUCCAAUGCCGUCAUCUGUAAAAUUAAAGGAGAAUCAGGAGCCGUCCCAGGAGUGGACUCACUCACUGUAAAUUAUGAGAGGGAGUAG
Messenger RNA from Sinocyclocheilus grahami, 1740 nucleotides. Its product is annotated as plexin-C1-like. The transcript has 15 exons. Gene Ontology annotation, cellular component: semaphorin receptor complex; plasma membrane. The record is from RefSeq and is a predicted model, not a curated record. Gene Ontology annotation, molecular function: semaphorin receptor activity; protein binding. The coding region runs from base 1 to 1740 and encodes 579 amino acids. Gene Ontology annotation, biological process: negative regulation of cell adhesion; regulation of cell shape; regulation of cell migration. Lineage: Eukaryota; Metazoa; Chordata; Actinopteri; Cypriniformes; Cyprinidae.